This is a messenger RNA of Cajanus cajan (pigeon pea), 4444 nucleotides long. RefSeq names its product serine/threonine-protein phosphatase BSL3. Lineage: Eukaryota; Viridiplantae; Streptophyta; Magnoliopsida; Fabales; Fabaceae. Gene Ontology annotation, molecular function: protein binding; phosphoprotein phosphatase activity. The record is from RefSeq and is a predicted model, not a curated record. Gene Ontology annotation, biological process: brassinosteroid mediated signaling pathway.
AAUAAUUAGGAAGCUGCCAGCAAACACCGUUAAACGGUUUAAUCAAUCCCCGGUUACCCAAUUUCCGUUCUCCGCCGCCGCCGUACAUGCCCUGACCGGUUCAUUUCGGUCACCCCUCUCUCUCUCAAGUCUCAACCUUUCUAAAAAAAAACUGAAUAUACAUAAAAACACAUUUUAUUUCGUAUAAAAAAUCCAAAAAGGCUAAAAAAUUAAUUCUAGAGAGAGAAAGACAUAACACCUUCAACUCAACUUCAGAGAAAGUUAUUGGAAUUGUUUAUUUAUUUUUGUUUUCCUUUUCCGCUUUGGGGCUGCGAGUGUGUGUUGUGGCUUUGAUAUUGUCUCCGUUCCCGUUUCCUUCUUCUACCGCUUCUUUUCUUUUCUUUUCUCUGCGUUUCAACUUUCAACACAGAAGAGAGAGAAAGGGAGGGAGAAGAUAGAGAGAGAAAACCUAGACACUAUUUUUCCUUUUCAUUUCGCUCGUUACUGUUUUCGUCUUCGAAUUGAGGAAUCGUCUCGUUCCUGCUAAGCCUUUUCAAUUGCGAGCAUUGAGUUUGCUUCUUUGCUUCUUCGUGGCGCGUCUUCUCGAAGCCAGCGAGCUCGUUUGAGGCCUUUGGAUUCCGCCGAACGAAUCGAAAUGUUGUUUCCGAAUGCGAUUUCGCCGGAAUUCUAGCUCCGAUCUCACGAAAUUGCUCGAAUCUUAGGGUUGAAGCAAUGGAUGUUGAUUCCUCCAUGGUGCCGGAGGCCGAUCACGAUCCGGCCGUGCAGAACCACGCCGCCGCCGCUCCUGCGCCGGCUGCGACGGAGGGAGAGCAUCUGGCGGAGCCACCGUCGUCCGGAGGCGGAUCUCCGGCGCAGCCUCAGGUGCAGCAACAGGCGGCGCCUGCUUCGGCGCCGCAGAGUCCGGUGGUUGGACCGAGGCUGGCGCCAUCUUACACUGUGGUGAAUGCAAUUAUGGAUAAGAAGGAGGACGGACCGGGGCCGAGGUGCGGCCCCCCCAGGCGCGACACUCCGCCGCAGCCCCGGGUGCAGCAACAGGCGCCGCCUGCUUCGGCGCCGCAGAGUCCGGUGGUUGGACCGAGGCUGGCGCCAUCUUACACUGUGGUGAAUGCAAUUAUGGAUAAGAAGGAGGACGGACCGGGGCCGAGGUGCGGCCACACGUUGACGGCGGUUGCGGCGGUCGGAGAGGAGGGGACGCCGGGGUACAUUGGUCCUCGGCUAAUUUUGUUCGGUGGUGCCACUGCUCUUGAAGGGAAUUCCGCGGCUUCAGGGACUCCUUCAUCUGCUGGAAAUGCUGGCAUACGUUUAGCUGGUGCCACAGCUGAUGUCCACUGUUAUGAUGUAUUGACUAAUAAAUGGUCUAGGAUAACUCCCUUUGGAGAACCUCCAACUCCAAGGGCUGCACAUGUGGCGACUGCUGUGGGAACUAUGGUGGUUAUUCAGGGUGGCAUUGGUCCUGCUGGUUUGUCAGCAGAGGACCUUCAUGUUCUUGAUCUCACUCAGCAAUGGCCACGCUGGCAUAGAGUGUCUGUUCAGGGCCCUGGACCUGGGCCACGCUAUGGACAUGUAAUGGCUUUGGUGGGGCAGAGGUAUCUAAUGGCAAUUGGAGGCAAUGAUGGAAAGAGACCUUUGGCUGAUGUAUGGGCCUUGGACACAGCUGCCAAGCCUUAUGAAUGGCGCAAGUUAGAGCCAGAAGGAGAGGGCCCACCACCAUGCAUGUAUGCAACUGCAAGUGCACGCUCUGAUGGACUUCUUCUGCUUUGUGGAGGGAGGGAUGCCAGUAGUGUUCCAUUGGCAAGUGCAUACGGACUUGCUAAACAUAGAGAUGGUCGUUGGGAAUGGGCAAUUGCCCCUGGUGUUUCACCAUCACCAAGAUAUCAGCAUGCAGCGGUGUUUGUUAAUGCAAGGCUCCACGUGUCUGGUGGGGCUCUUGGUGGAGGACGGAUGGUUGAAGACUCAUCAAGCGUUGCAGUAUUGGACACCGCCGCUGGUGUUUGGUGUGAUACAAAAUCUGUUGUUACCAGCCCAAGAACUGGUAGAUACAGUGCUGAUGCAGCAGGAGGAGAUGCAGCAGUUGAGUUGACUAGGCGUUGUAGGCAUGCAGCUGCCGCUGUUGGUGACCUAAUUUUUAUUUAUGGUGGUUUACGUGGGGGAAUCUUGCUAGAUGACCUACUUGUUGCUGAAGAUCUUGCUGCUGCUGAAACAACAGCUGCUGCUUCACAUGCUGCUGCUGCAGCAGCUGCUUCUAAUGUACAAGCAGGGCGCUUACCUGGACGAUAUGGAUUCAUUGAUGAUAGAUCAAGGCAAACAAUGCCUGAGGCUGCUGCUGAUGGUUCUGUUGUUUUGGGAAGUCCAGUUGCACCCCCAAUGAAUGGUGACAUUUAUAACGAUAUCAGCACUGAAAAUGCCAUGCUUCCAGUACCUCGGCGAACUGCUAAAGGAGUUGAGUAUUUAGUUGAAGCAUCAGCUGCAGAAGCGGAAGCAAUCAGUGCUGCACUGGCUGCUGCCAAGGCACGGCAAGAGAAUGGAGAAGUUGAAUUGCCUGACAGAGACCGUGGGGCGGAGGCGACCCCAAGUGGGAAACAAACAUCUUCCUUGAUUAAGCCUGAAUCUGAUUCUGCAGGUUCAAAUAAUGUUACUCCUGGUGGAGUCCGGCUGCAUCACAGAGCUGUGGUUGUUGCUGCAGAGACUGGUGGAGCAUUGGGUGGCAUGGUUAGACAGCUUUCAAUUGAUCAAUUUGAAAAUGAAGGCAGGCGAGUUAGUUAUGGGACUCCAGAAAAUGCAACUGCUGCCAGGAAAUUAUUAGAUCGGCAGAUGUCUAUCAAUAGUGUGCCAAAAAAGGUCAUUGCGCACCUCUUAAAGCCUCGUGGAUGGAAGCCACCAGUACGCCGGCAGUUUUUCUUAGAUUGUAAUGAAAUUGCUGAUCUUUGUGACAGUGCUGAGCGGAUAUUUUCAAGUGAACCAACUGUCUUACAACUUAGGGCACCAAUUAAAAUAUUUGGUGAUCUACAUGGACAGUUUGGUGAUCUCAUGCGCCUUUUUGAUGAGUACGGUGCACCAUCAACUGCUGGUGACAUUGCAUAUAUCGAUUAUCUAUUCCUAGGAGAUUAUGUUGAUCGGGGACAGCACAGCUUGGAAACUAUAACCCUUCUUCUUGCUCUGAAGGUUGAGUAUCCCAACAAUGUACAUUUAAUACGUGGAAACCAUGAAGCUGCAGAUAUUAAUGCCCUCUUUGGUUUCCGAAUUGAGUGCAUAGAGAGGAUGGGUGAGAGAGACGGAAUUUGGACAUGGCAUCGGAUAAACAAGCUGUUUAAUUGGCUUCCUCUAGCAGCUUUAAUUGAGAAAAAAAUUAUUUGCAUGCAUGGCGGUAUUGGUCGUUCAAUAAAUCAUGUAGAACAGAUUGAAAACAUUCAGCGUCCAAUUCCAAUGGAAGCAGGAUCAAUUGUGCUUAUGGAUCUAUUGUGGUCUGACCCUACAGAGAAUGACAGCGUGGAAGGUUUGCGGCCAAAUGCUAGAGGUCCUGGAUUAGUUACUUUUGGGCCUGAUCGGGUCAUGGAAUUUUGCAACAACAAUGAUCUUCAGCUGAUUGUUCGUGCACAUGAAUGUGUGAUGGAUGGAUUUGAGCGUUUUGCCCAGGGACAUUUGAUCACGCUGUUUUCAGCUACAAAUUAUUGUGGUACCGCAAAUAAUGCUGGGGCAAUAUUAGUUUUGGGUAGAGACCUUGUUGUGGUUCCUAAACUGAUUCAUCCAUUACCACCAGCAAUAUCUUCACCAGAAACGUCACCCGAACGUCAUAUUGAAGAUACAUGGAUGCAGGAGUUGAAUGCUAACAGACCACCAACACCAACUAGAGGUCGACCCCCAGGAACAAAUGACCGAGGUUCGCUAGCUUGGAUAUAGUGAUCAUCAAGAAUUAUUUAUUCCUUACUGGCUCGUGCUAUGCUAUCAGCCUUGUUUUAAUGUUUUGUAUAUAGCAUGAUGCCAUUUACUGGAGUCUCCGAACCUACUCCCCGCAGAAAGUUUUGGUUCUCACCACUCCACCAGCAGGCAAGCCUUGAUAAGAUAAGUACACAUUCGGCACGCAAGGUUGGUAGCCACUGCUACGUUUACUUUGACCAAGCUAGAACUCUCCCACCCAUUGUAAAUUGAGCAUAGGUUACAAAAUCAAGGUUAUGGUUGUCAUGGAGCCUAUAUUUUUGUCUUCAAUUCUUACAUAUUUUUUACUUCUUGCCCUUAGGCUAUUGUUGGGGUUUUGUUAAUCAAGAGGACGCGGUUUUUUUUUUUUUUUUUUUAAUGUGAUGGUGAGAUAUAAAUCAGAAAUAUUUCUUGGAGGUCCUUGUAUCAUAGGUUUUGCUCUGUAAUUUUCAUCUCUGUAGAAUUAAUUUUUGCGUGGAUCAGUAUUCUCCGACGAAGAAUGUUAAUUUUUGAUAGUAGAUUUUGUAUUUUA